Conger conger (European conger) is the source of this 1890-nucleotide messenger RNA. RefSeq lists its product as uncharacterized. The record is from RefSeq and is a predicted model, not a curated record. The transcript is spliced from 4 exons. Lineage: Eukaryota; Metazoa; Chordata; Actinopteri; Anguilliformes; Congridae. Bases 32 to 883 code for a protein of 283 amino acids.
CAGCACAGUCGCAAACUGAAGAACACUUCAAAUGGCUUGGUUUAUUGGUGCAGGAUUAGGUAAAACAGGGGCAGGGGCACUUUUCGGGCCUGUUGGUAUUUGUGCUAGCGUAUGUGCAUUUGCUGCAUAUCAGCUUUAUCAGCAUGCAAGGCAGGGACAGGCGGGAGCCAGACGGCGACUGAUCAUUGAGAGACAGGAGAACGGAGACAUGGAUUCAUCUGAAGUUGAAGAGUUUUUACACCUUGGAUCUGCCGACAGAUAUAAACACAUCCUGAAAAACAAAAGGCCCUUCACCCGUGAGGGGUACGUAUACCAUGUUGAAGCGGAUCAUAUCCCACCACUGCAGUCACUGCAUAGGGCUCGAGAGCAGAGAGAGUUUCCUCUUCUCAAGUAUAAGAAUCCGAAUCUUUAUCGUAUCGUGAUGGAAAUGAAAACGGAUCCACGUGGACAGGAACGUCUCACUGUGCAGGUGCCCACUGAUCUCCACAGAGCAGCUCUGUCCAGCGGCAAUAGCACUGCAUCUACAGAGUGCAGGUUACUACUUGCACGCAGAAUUGCAAGUGGAGAAACAACGUUGAUGCUGAAGCAGGCUUUUAUCAUAGCUCAUCCUUUCUCUUCCCAGCAAAUAAGACGCACAGCAGGUUUGCCAGGAAUGGAAAACAAAAUCCCCCAAAAAAUUGAACUGAAAAGGGACAGAAUUGUGAAAAUUUACAAAAAGGCCUUCCUUACACUGAUACGCAUGUACUGUGACAUUGAAAUGAUCAUUGAUUGUAAGGAACGUGAUGAUCUGAUUGAAUAUGUGGAGAAAGGCAUGUAUCUCAACGAAGAGUCCGAGGAGUAUAAAGAGAUUCUGGACAUUGUCAGGCGUAAUUCAAGACGUUAAUAGCUAGAAGUUCUCCACAGGCCAAAGAUGGUACAUUUUCAAAUAAUCUGUUAUGUUUCUGAGUCUGUCUGUUAGUUUAUUAUUGCUAUUCUUGUAAUUUAUUAUUUUUCAUUAUCAUAUCUGGUUUUCUGUUUACCAUCCAUUAUUGUUUAUGACAUUUCAUCGUCCCCUGUUAUGUCUGUGUCAAGCUGUUUUCGAGCCAUAGUCACUCCCCUGUCUGUGUGCUGCACUAUUCGGGUGGUUUCGGUAGUUUCCGGAUUUCCAACAUUUCUUCCAGCCUUGCAUUCCUUAAUACCGAUGGUCUCUAGUCACUGCAAAGACCUGUAUUGGUCUUCUGCUGUUGUAGCCUGUUCACUUGGAGCAGGGGUACAUAACAAGGGCCGAUCCAUUUCAGGAUUUUGUGUCAACUUCUGCUCUUAAUGACUUAAUUAACUUACUGAUUAGGAAUGAAAUAAGGUAAUAAUAAGGUAACUGAUUGGAAUGAAAACCUGUGUACAGACUGGGCCAUCAACACAUUGCAUGUGUAUCACUGCAUCUUAUUAAUGGCAUUACAUUACAGUACAUUUUUAAUACGAAAGUAAACUGUGUUUUAGCUCUGUGCUAUUUUUGGGUUGUGAUUGUUUGCCUUAGCUCUCCAAGCUAAAAAUGUACUCUAGUUUAGUAACUUUUCUUAAUAAAUAGUAUAAGUGUCCAAUAUAUGGAAGACACUGAUUUAGCCUGAGCCAUACAGUUUUCUAUUUGUAUCUGAGGGACAGCAAAGAGAUGACACUGUUAUUUCCAUGGAUUUCUAACAGAAACCUAAAGCUCACUGUCCGAAAGAUUGCGAUAUCUAGAAGAUAUAUAGCUCUGUUACAGUUCAAUCUGUUCAACGCAAUUACUUUUGCAAUUUCAGUUGAGAAUUUAAGUGUGCAUUGUGUCAACAGGACAUCAUCACAUGGGCAGUGGUCACACAAAUGAAUGAAUAACAUUGUGCAAGAAUAAAAUAAAUGUGAUUUUGCGAUAUGAAA